Messenger RNA from Racocetra persica, 2323 nucleotides. The record is from the annotation of a GenBank genome assembly. Lineage: Eukaryota; Fungi; Glomeromycota; Glomeromycetes; Diversisporales; Gigasporaceae.
AUGUCAUCUCACAACCAUCACGGACACGAUUCUGCUGCGCCAACAACUCCUCCUGUUUCUACAACUUCCACAACUUCGUCUAAUAUCGGCCUGGUUAAAGAAGAUAAUCGUCAACCUUCUUCUCCUCCUUUAUCAUCUCCUACAACUCCUUUACAAAAUUCUAUUGAUUCUCUAAAAGUUGAUUCUUCUUUACCUUCAUUUGCUUCUGUAUUCACUUCUAAUAAUAACAAUAAUGACAGCGAUGAAGAUGAGAUUGAUGAAUUAUUACCACAACAACGGAAAUUACGCAAUCAAAGUCACAAUUCUGCUGAUAAUUAUCUUUCUUCUCCGAUAACUAAUGAUACUUCUCCUUCACUACUCCCUCUUUCUAUUGAUAAUGCUCGUUCGGCUGCUAGUAUUUCAAAUCUGAUCAAUCAUGAUGACGAUCAUCAUUCUUCUGUUUCUCCUACAUCACAAAUUAGUAGUAGAUCAAUCUCCCCAUCACCUGAAACUCCUCGUAAUAAUGUUUCCAUAUUAAAUGAACCAAGGUUUAUUAGUAUAGAAUUUCAUAACACAAAUAACUCCGAUUUUUCUUCUCCUACUACCACUAAAAAGAAAAGAAAAAGUGGUCACGAUGCCGAUGAUGAUAUAUCUAAAAAUAAACGUAUUUCUGAUUCUUCAAAAAGGCAACGUAAAAAUGUACAUAAAUCCUCUUCAACUACUUCUGUAUCAAAUACUCCUAUCUCUGCAACUUCUAUUAUUGAUGAAACUGAUGACGUCACCACUUUGAAUGGUUCUAUACCUCCUUCUCCGGUUCCUUCUUCAGGAUUUGACGAAAUGAUUCUUGAUGAUCAAGUUUCUGAUGAUUUCCCUUCUGCUACUUCUCCAACAAAUACCAAUGCAAAUAUUACCUUUUCUUCAAAACAAAAUCGUAAAAAACCUUAUAUUCCUCGUCCUCCAAAUUCUUUUAUUUUAUAUCGUCAACAUCAUCAUCCUCUUAUUCUUAAUCAACAUCCUGGAAUUAAUAAUUCCGAAAUUUCUCGUAUAAUAGCUGAUCAUUGGAGAAAUUUAUCUGAUCAUGAAAAAGAUGAAUGGAAAAGAAAAGCUGAAGAAGCAAAAGAACGUCAUAUGAAAGCUUGGCCUGAUUAUAAAUAUCAACCUAGAAGAAGAGUGGUUGGUCCAACUUUUAAAAAACCAUUAAAGGGUCCUGGUGCUCCUACUAAACUCGAUAAUGUAGGUGAUUUUGAUACCGGCUCUCGUCGUAAUAUUAAUGAUCAUGUGAAACCAAAUAUGGAUAAUUUCGUUAUGGAGAUUUCUAAUUCUUUUCAAAGAAAAUCCAGUAUUGCUGAUGAUAUCCCUAUUAAUGAUUCCCAUGAUUCACGUGAGUUGACGGAUAUAACUUCUUCUCAAAGGAAAUCAAUCAUAAUAAUUGAGCGUGGUUCAAAAGAAUUGAAUAAAAUAGAACGUAAUAAAUCGAACAAUAAAAAAUCGCCUACUCCGGAUGCAUUCAAAUCAAAGAUGUCCACUUCUCCUCAGAGACAAAAUUCUACUUCAUCGCAAAUUACGACACGUUUACCUCCUCCACAUACUUUAGUAGCCCCUCCAAUGCAAUUAUUACCACCCACACAACCUACAAUGAUUUUGCCUAAUACGCCUUCUCCACCUUCUGCUACGGCUCGUGGUGCGCUUAUUGUUCUUGAAGGUUGUGAAGAUGGUACAACUGCUUUACAAUCAACAAAAUUAUUGGAAUUUUUAAAAAAUGAAGGUAUCAAAGCUCGUUUGUGGAAAUUCCCUGAUACCUCAACUCCUUCGGGUACUGCUCUUAAAGCUUAUAGAUCAAAUAAUCGUCAACCACAUCCAAAGACUCUUCAUUUACUUGUUGCUGCUCAUUGGUGGGAACUUAUGCCUAUAAUGAAAGAACAUCUAAUUAAUGGCACAACUUUGAUAGUGGAUAAAUAUGUUUACUCAUCGAUUGCUGCUUCUGCUUCGGCAGGUUUAGACCUCAAUUGGUGUAAAGCUAGUUAUGUGCACUUGUUAUGCCCUGAUUUGAUCUUUUUCUUAAAUGUAGAAAGAGAAUCAAAUGAAUUAGAUCAACAGUCUCAAUCUCCGCAAUCAACUCAACUCCCUCAUGUUAAUGAUAUGCUUGGAGCUAGUAGUAAUGAUGAUGAAAGUAGACGUGCAUCUGAAUGGCAAAAAAGAUUACAAGAUGCAUUUGCUCGAUUGGCAGAAGUUCAGUGGAAGAUUUUGGAUGCGCGUAAAUCAAAUACUUUGGUUCAUACUCAAAUACUUGAAGCUUCAAUUGAGGUUAUUGAAAGAUGUCGCAAAUACACAACUGGUUAUAAUA